Molecule: messenger RNA, 3716 nt
Organism: Anopheles bellator
Lineage: Eukaryota; Metazoa; Arthropoda; Insecta; Diptera; Culicidae
Gene: Mrtf
Exons: 5
Coding region: 1-3582 (1193 amino acids)
Source: RefSeq, a predicted model, not a curated record
AUGACGGCGGCGGCGACGGCGUACAAGCUGGACAUGGACCCGAACAUGACGGAUCGGUUACAGCAGCAGCAGCACCAACAACACAUCGUGGUAUUAGACGAAGGAGCCCCAAGCACCUAUUCCCGAGUGUCGCCUCCCAAAGCGGUCAUAGACAGCAGUCCACUGCAGAGCGCCAUGGACAAAAACAAAGAAUCACUGAAAGUGAAGCUGCUCGUGAGGCGAUCCUUCGAUCAGCUCGUGCAGCAAGGAAUUAUGCCUCCCCUGAAAACAUCGCCGGCGAUCUACGAGCAGCGACGGCAGCUGGAGCGGGCCAAAACCGGCGAUUUGCUCAAAGCGAAAAUCAAAAAGCGGCCGGAUCGGGUGGAGCUCGAGCAGCGGCACAUUCUCGAGCACUGCGACAGCCACAUCGAUCCAAGUUUGGCGGAAAAACGACGGAUGCUCGAGAAGGCCCUGCUGGUCGAUCAUCUCAAUUCGAAGAUAUCGCACCGCCCGGGGCCACUGGAUUUGAUCGGUAAAAACAUUCUUCACGCCGACGAACCGAUCGAGCGGAUAGUAAAGGAAGGCCUGGUGGACUACACGUCAACGUUGGACGACGCCUCGGUGGCCACCCCGACCACGGUCGGUGAGGGGGAAGAUUCGCUCAGCUCGGAAGGCGAAUCGCUGCAGGGUGUGGCCGUCGCCCUGGUAGCCGGCCAACACGACCAGCAGGUUGCGCUCUUACCCCAUACCGCCACAAUCCAGCUGCCGGCAGUCGUGGCAACGUCGCCCCCAACGCAGAUUUUAACCGUUCCAGCGGAUCACUUUAUUAAUCUCGAACCGGCGAUCCCGAUCGUGGGAAACGAUGGUACGCUGCUUGCUACGAUCGCUACGCAGCUCGUCACACCGACCACGACAUCGCUGGCAACCGUGGCCACGGUGGCGGCUGUUCCUUUGGCGCCGAAGGAGAAGAGCAGAGCCCCUGCCAUCGCGUUGCGCUCGAUACUGCCAAAUGCCAAGCCUGCCGGUGAAGUGAACCCUACCCCACUCACCCUCUCCAUGACCAUACCGUCCAUUGCAGCCGAUUUGAAGCACCACCUCAGUAGUAGUAGCAAUAGUGUCAGCAGUAGCACCACCGGCGGUUGCUCGGCCGGACCGGGGACCGGCAUCGGCGGCGGUAAAGAUAAGUCGUCGAAGAAAAAAUGCAAGUCCAAGACCAUUACCAAGGCGCGGUCAAUCAAAUUCCACGAGUACAAGGGACCGUCCGGUUCCCACAAAAGCUCCUCCGGUAGUGGCGGCGGCGGUAGCUUGUCGAGCGACAACAACUAUCAGCUCAUCAUGAAGCAGCAGCACCUGCUGGAGUACCUCGAGGAAAUGUGCAAGAAACCGACCGGCAUACCGUCACCGUCGUCGUCUUCGUCGAACCGCGACCAAAUCGCUACUGAUGGCGACACGGACACAGCGGGAACCGGACCCGAUUUAACACCGAUCGAUUCUCCGCUCGGUUCACAAAGUGGAGCAGCGACGCCAGCGCGGAGCAAAACGAGCACCGGUGGCAAUACUGGCGCCACGAGUGGCACGGAUCUGUCUACGGACGCACUGAACAAGUAUAAGGUGUCGCAGUUGAAGAAGUACUGCAAGCAGUACAAUCUACCCGUGUCGGGCACGAAAUCCAAUCUGAUCGAACGGUUGCGAGCGUUUGUGAAAUCGGCCGAUGUUCCGGGCGGUUCGUUCCAUAUUGUUUCCACCACACCGGUGGCGGAUACCGGUGGCGAGAAUCUGGAGUUGGAGGACAACCUGUUGGCCGAGCAACAGAAGCGCAUCGCCGAGCUACAGCUACAGCUGAAGCGUAGCCAGGAAGAGCUGGAGCAGUUCCGUUCGAUGUGCACCAAUCAGUUUGCGGGCCCGGGUGCGCUGGACGCAGGGCCGACGGUUCCCAUUCCGCCCCCGCCGCCUCCACCACCACCACAGUGCCCGAUAGGGUCGCCGUCGGUCUCGAACCGUCAUCAUCUUGGCGACGUGCUAGUCGCUCCGUCGCCUUUCUCUAUCGCUGCCGACUCCCCGAUCGGUGGGGACGGUGGUGGUAAUAUGGCCGAUUCCACUGGAACCGGUGACCUUGGUGGUCCGGUAGUUUCGACCGUGCUCGAGGCGGGCUUCUUCCUCGGCGGUCUCUCAACGGCCGAUUCCACGACGGUGGAUUACGGGCACGAGAUGGAAGACAUCAUGCAUGCCGAGCUGACGACCACCACAGCUGCACCGACGGUCACGUCGGUAACGCACUCAGUGGAGCGCAGUCCAACGCACCAUGCGAUGCUCGAUAAGGUGCUGGGACAGGUGCAGCCAACCAUAUCGGGCCUAACGAUGCCGGAUCCGGUGGUGGAGGACCGCGGACUUGUGGCACCGCAAGUUGGUGGUGUGGUCAGCGUUGUGCCACCGAUUGGCGAUAUGCACGAUCUGUCGCUCAGCAUGAAAUCGGUCAAGUUUGAAGCGCCACCGGAUACGGGUGAUGACUCGAUGCAGCAGGACUCGAUAAUGCUGAAUGAUUUCGGCGACAUCGAUCUGGUGGACUUUCAAAUGCACUCCCUUGACAGUGACGGACCGUUUCCGAUGAUAACGAAUCACGACCCGAUGUCGGUCACUAGCACUCACCAGCAGCACGCAUCGCCGUCGUCAACGGCAACGCACGGCACACUGAGUCUGUUUGGCGUGCAGAAUGAUCCGAGUGGCAUAAAGUUACUGUCAAACAGCUUCCACGAUCAUCUGCACUCUAGCGGUGGGCCAGGAGAGGUCGACGUGUUGCAACCGCAAACGUACAUCAACAACAAUGACAUCCUCAGUAUUGACGAUGAUAGCGAUGCGUUGGGAUUGCUGGAACAAGACGAUCGGCAGAUCGGCCUCACGGCAUCCAGCUCUAUGAAAUUAUUUCAGCAGCACCCUCAUCUUCAUCAUCAGCAUCAGCAUCAGCAUCAUCAUCAACGAGAACAACAACUUCAUCAGCAACAAAGUGACAGUAACAAUAACAGAAACAACAAUUUCGGAGCCAACAGCUCUAUAGGAUCGUUCCGGUUUGCACUGCAGCAGCAGCAGCAACCGAUUGCAAGCAGUAGUAGUAGCAGCGCAAGUAGCAGCCCGGGCAACUGCUUCAAAAGCACCGCAGUUCCCGGUCAGCAGCUCACAGCCAACAACACAAACCUUAGCAAACCUCAGACCACGCUCAUCCUCACACCGACCAACCACGACCACCAACAUCAACACCAACAGCAGCAACUCCACCCCAAUCAUCACCCGCAUCAGCAGCUACUCCAGCAGCAGCAAGCCCACGAUCAGUUGGGCCAAACCAGUGCCGCCAGUGGCAGUAGCAACGGCACACUAAUGGGCGAAGACAUUGAAUCGUUUCAGGACAAUGCUAUGGAUUUUGAGAGUUUACUCACGAAUGAUGAAACCGAGGCCGAUGGCGUGCUAACCGCCAACACCUGCCACCGGAUGAUGCUGGACUGUGCGCAGGAUAAGCCCAUGUUUAGCUUCUUGCCGGAAACCAGUAUAUUAGACUACUUUAACGAAGAUUGUAACGGGCACGAUUACGAAAUAAAGCAUCUGGAGUACUAAACGCGAGCACCCUAACCGAUGCAAGGCCCCCAAACGCACCCGCGCACGCUGAAAGCGACCAGGAAAAGAUAGAAACAGAGAGAGAGAAAGCCAACAGACAUCGCGGGAAAUAUAAACAUGUGGACCUCCGGGAA